This is a messenger RNA of Trichoderma harzianum CBS 226.95, 971 nucleotides long. RefSeq lists its product as hypothetical. The coding region runs from base 65 to 823 and encodes 252 amino acids. Lineage: Eukaryota; Fungi; Ascomycota; Sordariomycetes; Hypocreales; Hypocreaceae. The transcript has a single exon. The record is from RefSeq and is a predicted model, not a curated record.
GUUCCUUAUUGGCAAAUGCCAGAUUGACUCCACAAACACAGAGAUUCGAAUGACAACAAACAUCAUGGGGAAAGACAGCGAAAAGAAGAUCUACGUAGUCACCGGUGGAAAUAGGGGGCUUGGUCUUGGACUUAUUAAGGCACUUCUUAUUCGCGACAAUACGACUGUUAUCGCAACCGUUCGCAACGAACAUGGCAUUUCAACCAUUACCGAUGAGACUAAACUGGUUAAUAAGGGGUUAGGCAGUACCCUCCUGAUCACAACGUUGGACUUCUCAACGACUCUCUCCCUUGCCAAAGUUAGAGAUGCCUUCAAAUUCGAUAUAGAUCAUAUCGACGUUCUCAUUAAUAAUGCUGGAGGGGCCCCGCCUAUGGUACCAGCGGCCGAGACAACGGCAGAAGAUUUACGUACUGCCUUUGAAGUCAAUACGAUUGCUCCUCUGAUGGUAUUCCAGGCACUAUGGCCACUGCUUCAGAAUUCACCUUCGCCGAAGCUUGUGAUGAUUACAUCUUCAGUUGGUAGUAUUGGGGAGAUGGAACCUGUACCCGGUGGCGCCUAUGGCCCCAGUAAGGCAGCUCAGAAUUGGCUCACCAAAGCCUUGCAUUUGGAAAAUAAAGACAAGGGCCUCAUUACAAUUGCGCUGCAUCCAGGUUGGGUACAAACGCGUGCGGGUCAAUUUGUUGCUGAUCAAUGGGGGUUUGCAUCUGGUCCUCCAGAUACGAUUGAGGCCAGUGUAGAUGGGAUGCUUAAGAUUAUUGAUGAGGCAUCAGAGGAGACGUCGGGAAGGUUUAUCACUCAGAAGGGUCAAAUUUUGCAGUGGUAGAUGCCUCUUGCAUGAUUCUGGUUGGUUUCAAUAGCUUAGAAUGGGCUAUCAUGACCAAUAAGUGAAUAUGAGUAAUAUCGCAGCGAUUUUACCUGUAGAUACGAUCCAUUUAGUGCCCUGAAUCCAUUCGCGGAUUAUAUCUCUUUAG